AUGGACAUCCCACUGUCGGCGUACAUUGCCGCGGGCAGCUUUACGGUGCCCCUGGACGGCACAGAUGUUGAGGCACCGGACCAGUGGCUGAUGGUCCAGCCGGGGGAUGCCAAGGGCGGCAGUGCUGAAGGUGCGAGCACACUUCCCCAUGACACGUCGCUGGCCCUCUUGAAGCUGCCGGCGCUGGCGCCCAGCGUUCGCCCACUCCUGCACCGGUGGAUCCGGCUUGCCUUUCGGGGCGCAACGACGGCGGAUGGUGCAGCUGCAACGUCUCUCGGCAUCUGUCGCCUCUACGUUCUGCCCGAUGACGCGUACCGCCGGCUGGUGCCACGGUCGGACAUCAAGGUGCGGCGGGACCUGCAACGCCUGCUGAACGGGCUGGACUACGCGGACGCGGGCUGGCGGGGCGUCGCGACGGCGUCACCCCUCCUUGUGCACGAUGCGCGGGUCAGGGUACGGCAGGACGACGACGACGACGACGAUGACAACGGCGGCGGGGCCACGACCCUCCUGCAAAUGUUCAACACGAUCCCGUCGCCGCAGCCACGGGUCGACCUGGUCCACGACGAGUCGUACCAGCGUGUGAUGGAUGCACUGAUGACGAGCCGAGUGCCCGGGCUGAAGGAGACGACGACGUUGUACGGGCACCAGAUGCGGUCGGCGGCGGUGAUGUUGCAGAGGGAGCUGCAGCCAGGGCGCGUAGUGGAUCCGCGGCUGCUGCGGCUGCGAGAGCAGUCUGAGCAACCCGAGCCCGAGCGCAGCGAGGACCAAAAAAACAGCACUUGGUACUACGACGACGUCACUGGCGAGGUAUUGCGAACGGCGCGGCUCUACGACGGCGUGUCGGGCGGCAUCCUGGCCGAGGAGAUGGGCACGGGCAAGACGCUCAUCUGUCUGGCACUGAUUCUGGCGACGCGGGCGUUCCCAGCAGAGCUGCCAGACGUGUACGACCAUCGCGUGAGCGAAGCGAGCGAGGACGACAACAGACGGAAAGGGCCACGGUCGCUGGGCGACAUGGCCGCCACGAUCGUGUCACGCCAGUCGGUGCCGUGGAAGCUGUACUUGGCCGACACGGAGGCCAACGCAGACGAGUUCCGCCACUGCAUCGCAGCCAUCCAGCGCAACCCGGCGAUGUACGUACUGCCACGGUUCAAGGCGACGGCGCGGGACAGUCCGCGGGCGUCGACGUCGUCGUUUUCUUCGUCGUCGUCGACGCCCAUCACGCUGAGCAGCUGCAGCCUGGUGCUGGUCCCUGCCAACCUGGUGCGCCAAUGGGAGGAAGAGAUUGCCAAACACACGCAGGGCCUCAACGUGCUCGUCGUGGCCGGUCAGCGUGCACCGGUCCCGACGACCGAGCAGAUUCUGGAGGCGGACAUCCUGCUGUUCUCGAUCCCCCGCUUCGAGAAGCUCGUGCACGACCGCGAGGUCACGCGUGCCGGCUAUGAGCUGCGCUCCCCGCUGGCCGCCGUCCACUUUAAGCGAGUCAUUGUCGACGAGGGCCACCGUCUGGGCAACGCCAAGAUGGGCCGCAAGAGCAACCUGCUGCUGGUCCUGGACUGCCUGCAGGUGUCGGCGCGGUGGAUCGUCACGGGCACGCCGUCGACCGGCCUGUUUGGCGUGGAGCAGCAGCAGUCGGAUGGCGUCGAAUCCGUGCCCCCCUCGCCGCCCGGGACGCCCGCCACGCCCGCCACGCCCGCCGCGCUGCAAGAGCGCAAAGACCUCGAGCGCAUCGGCGCCAUGGCCAGUCUGUACCUGCGGGUGCGCCCGUGGGCCAACACCAUCCGCGAGGUCGGCGGGCAUACCGCGGCGGGCAUGGCCGUCGGCGACGCCCCCGCCGACUGGGCCGUGUAUGUCAUGCAGCCGCACCACAGCAACCGCAGCAGCGGCGGCCGCCGCGACGGCCUGCGCGCCACCCUCGACUCGCUCAUCAUCCGCCACCGCACGUCCGAGGUGGGGGCGCUCUUGCCGGCCGUGGACGAGCGCGUCGUCGUGCUGGACGGCUCGUACCAGGACCGGCUGUGUCUCAACCUCUUCUCGAUGAUGAUUGUCUUCAACGCCGUCCAGUCGCAGCGCACCGACCAGGACUACUUUUUCCAUCCGCGCCAGCGCGGCGCCCUCCUGCGGCUGCUCAGCAACAUCCGCCAGGCCACCUUCUUUGGCGCCAAUUUCUAUUCGGUCGCCGAGAUCGCCACCGCCCUCGAGACGGCCGAGACGUUUCUGGAGGACCGCAAGGUGCCCAUCGGCGACGCCGACGAGCGGCUGUUGCGGCAGGCCAUUGCCUUUGGCCACGUCGCCGUCGGCAACCGCUUCAAGCGCCUGGCCGACGCCUGCCACGAAGUGCCCAUUUACGUGGCCGACAUGCCGGGCGGGGGGUCCUUUGCCGCGGCGUGGUCCAUUGAUGGCGAGGAACCGAGUGGUGGUGAUGGAGGGGGUGGAGGGCGUGGAGGGGGUGGAGGGGGCCUCCUCACAUGUACGGCGGCACCCAUGGUCCGCGCCCUGCAGCAGUACGUCCGCCCGUGCAUGGACGCGCCGACGUCACUGCGCGCCAUGUUCGACGACGGCCGCUUUGAGCAAAAGGGCCGCGACGUGUUGCGCAAGCAGCAGGAGUCGGCACAGAAGCAGUCAACGGCAAGGGCUGGCGGUGGUGCUGCCAGCAACGGAAGUACGGCUGGCGGCACCACCGUUGCUUCUGCAAAUACGGGGAGCAGCAGCGCCGCACCGGUCAAGGGCGAUCCCACCCUCGCCGGCAACACCAAGCUCGGCGAGGACAACCAUGCGGGCUCGCUCAAGAGACGGUCCACAUCAGGCACGGCCCUGGACCCCAUCGCUGUGGACGGCCAUGCAUCCUCGGCGGACGUGUUUCUCGCGGCGCCCCUGGCCAACACGCGUCUCGUGUCGACGGCGUCGGCCAAGCUGUCGUAUCUGCUGGACGCCAUUGUGCGCCAUCAAGCCGAGGAGCAGAUUAUUGUCUUCUACGACAACGAGAACGUGGCCUUUUACUUGGCCGAGCAUCUGGAGAUUUUGCAGAUCCAGCACCUGAUCUAUGCGCGGGGGAUUACGGCCGAGCGGAGGGCGCAGUACGUGGCGACAUUCAAUGGCGAUGCGGCGGCGGCGACGGCGACCGGCACGGCGGCACCGGCGCCGACGUCCUCGCCGUUCCGCGUUCUCUUGAUGGACCUCUCGCAGGCCGCGUUCGGCCUCGACAUGCGCUCGGCGUCGCGCGUCUACUUUACGUCGCCCGUCCUCAACCCGCAGGUCGAGGCGCAGGCCGUCGGGCGUGUCCGGCGGAUCAGCCAGGGCGCCGCCCGGGGCGGUGGCGCGGGCGCCCACGCCAACGGAGAGAAGCGCGUGCUGCAUGUCGAGACAUUGGUCCUUCGCGACAGCUUGGAGGAGGUGAUUGUCGACCGGCGGCACGCGCUGACGCCGGCGGAGCACCGGCGCAUCAAGACGCUGCUGGACGACGGGCCCAUUUACGAGUGGGUGCGGAAUGCACGGGUCGUGCCGAUGGCCGGGGACGGCAGUGGAGCCAGCACCGGCACGACGAAAACGACGAACACGACGAACACGACAAACAGCGACAUCGCCUACGCGUCCGGUCCGGCCCAGAUGGCCCCUCUGCAGACGCCGCAGUUCUUGUUCGGCCGCGGGUCCGGGCGCGUGGUGCAUCCCGACGAGGGACUCGUGGUGAUGGAGCGGGCGGCCAAAGAGGUCCCGAACCGACCCAAGGUCAACUUCAGCAGCGACAGCGCGCUGUCGACCAACGAGCAGCAUGAAAGCACCGCCAACACCAACGGGGCGCACACCGGCGGGCCGUCGAGCACGACGCCUCACCCCACAGACGGCGACAUCGCCUACGAAACACAUAAGCCAAAGAAGCGCAAACUGCUGCCCAAUGCGCCAGUCAGGUUUGCUUGA
Sporothrix brasiliensis 5110 is the source of this 3915-nucleotide messenger RNA. RefSeq names its product snf2 family helicase. The coding region runs from base 1 to 3915 and encodes 1304 amino acids. The transcript has a single exon. The record is from RefSeq and is a predicted model, not a curated record. Lineage: Eukaryota; Fungi; Ascomycota; Sordariomycetes; Ophiostomatales; Ophiostomataceae. Gene Ontology annotation, molecular function: ATP-dependent chromatin remodeler activity; ATP binding.